AACCUGGGAUUACUUGCUCACCUUGCUAAUGGCUGGAACUGGGGGAUGCAGCUGCUUGGGGUUUCCUGAACAGAAACCAUAGCUAUUUGUUACAGCAUAUGGCAUGUAUUUGACAAGGGAUAUUUAUGACUCUAUGAGCAGCAUGGAAAGCAGGAAACAGUAUAUAUAGACUGAACUGUUCAGGGCUGCGAAGAAAGGAGGGAGAUACCACAGUGCUGGUUUUGUAGCUGAAGGCAGUGUCACAGGUCUGAUUUCCAAUCUGGAGGGUGUGAGGAAGGGUUGUUGUUAUUUCUUGCUGUUAGAUAUUUUGUUUUGGUGCUCCUGACCCAGGAACGGGGAGAAAUCCUACAAUAUCCCAAGGCGGUGAAUGCAGUGGCACAGUUAAGCUGCACAGAUGGAGUGACUGGCUGAGGGUGAAGAGGCUUUGGUGAAGCUGACUUGAUUCCUUGGAGCUCUCUGGACAGAAGCGUGAGGGGCUGUAGAGAUGGGCUCUGAACACUGCUUGUGCCUCAUUUUCUGUCAACACAGCAGUUGAUUCUAAAACAGGUUAUCGAACUAUUGACAAAACCUCUUUGGCUUUGUGUGCUGCUGGGUGUUUAAAGAAAUGGGGAAAAACUACUUACUUUCCCAUGAGUUCCAGUGUUAGGUACAGACAGGACCUUUUGGUUUUUAGCACUUCCCUCACAAGCUCACAGAUGGAUCUGAAGAGGAACUUCUUACAAACCACUGUGUUUUGGUUUGUAACUAACUUGAAGAUAACUAGAGAUUUAUUUCUUUUUUAGCAGAUUUUUAAUUCCCAUCUCAUGUAUUUGAGAGCUAAUGGUGAUCACGACGUCACAGACCAAAUAUUUUCCACUGCUAAGCAAGAGAGGGAUGAGACAGCUAAAAUUUCCCGCUUAGUGGCUUUCAACCAAAGCCUGACAUGAACGAAGGAAAAGGCAAGAAACUCCCAAGAUGAGUCACAGAAGUGGGUGUUUCCACAGAAUGAGAUUUCAGGACAGAGCCACCGAUCUAGCACUAGUGAACAAAGAAUAGUAAACCCAGCUCAGGACUGGCAGAGAGGAGUCCUACAUACACAGCACUGCUUCCUACCAUGGAUUGUAGCUGAGCUGCUUUCUUCCUGUGACAGACGACCUUCAUGUUGGUGUUGUUUAUGCCAGAACACAGUAAGCAAGGCACAUUAACUCCAGCCUCGUGUCCACCUUUAAUUGGCCAACACAAUGCAAUUGAAUAUAAAUUCCAGGUGGCUUUGGAAAUGAAAGAGAACUGAGCUCUGGCUGGAAGCUGAACGUGAUGACGGCCUGGUCUAUGGUGGGGAAGCUGAAAAUGGAGAAGAGGCACUCCAGAGGAGACAGAAAUGUGGAACAAGAUGCUGGGGAAUGCAGUGCUGAAUCUGAGGAAUGGACGAGCUCAGAAAGUGAACCUGAGCAACCGUACUUCAGAAGCAGCUGUAGCAAUACUCAGUGGAGAGAAAAGGAGGUUUCCACUAAACCACAUCGGCCACUCUGUCGCUCCCCUUGCUUGGAUCGCCCAAGUUUUUCACAGAGCAGUAUCACACAAGACUUGAAGCUAGAUGAAUGCAAAACAAAUUUGGACAAGGAAUACCAAGCUAAAAUGGAUUUUGCUUUAAAGCUUGGGUACGCAGGAGAUCAGAUCCAGGCUGUACUGAAUAAACUGGGAGCAGAUGCGCUCAUCAAUGAUGUUCUGGCAGAGCUUGUGAGACUUGGCAACAAAAGUGAAUCAGAGGGACAAAGCAGUGCCAGCAGUACCGCCAGUACUCUGGUGCCAAGAGGCCCUUGCCCAAAGGAAAUAGCAAGCCCUGAACUAUCACUUGAAGAUGAAGUUGUGGAUAACAGCGAUAACUUGAGGCCAAUUGUCAUUGAUGGAAGCAAUGUGGCUAUGAGCCAUGGGAAUAAAGAAGGCUUUUCCUGUCGGGGGAUUCAACUAGCUGUGGAUUGGUUUCUGGAGAAAGGGCAUAAAGAUAUCACUGUGUUUGUACCUGCAUGGAGGAAAGAACAGUCUCGACCUGAUGCACCAAUUACAGAGCAAGAAAUCCUACGUAAAUUGGAGAAAGAGAAAAUUCUUGUUUUCACCCCAUCUCGAAGAGUUCAGGGAAGAAGAGUGGUUUGCUAUGAUGACCGAUUCAUAGUGAAGCUUGCUUUCGACUCGGAUGGUAUCAUCGUAUCCAAUGACAACUAUCGGGAUCUUCAGAAUGAAAAACCAGAAUGGAAGAAGUUCAUAGAGGAGCGGCUGCUGAUGUAUUCUUUUGUGAAUGACAAGUUUAUGCCUCCUGAUGAUCCUUUAGGACGCCAUGGUCCAAGCCUUGAAAAUUUCUUAAGGAAAAGGCCAGUUAUUCCUGAGCAUAAGAAACAACCGUGUCCUUAUGGUAAAAAGUGCACCUAUGGGCACAAAUGUAAAUAUUACCACCCAGAACGGGCAAACCAGCCUCAAAGGUCAGUAGCGGAUGAGCUUCGAAUAAGUGCCAAAUUAUCUGCUGUGAAAACUAUGAGUGAGGGAGCCUUGGCCAAAUGUGGCACAGGGCCGUCCAGCUCCAAAGGAGAAAUCAGUUCUGAAGUGAAACGCAUUGCCCCAAAACGUCAGUCAGAUCCAAGCAUUAGAUCAGUAGCUGUGGAGCCUGAGGAAAAGUUAUCAAUAGCCCGGAAGUCUGAGGCCAGCUCUGUCCCGUCUCUGGUUUCUGCAUUAAGUGUACCAACGCUCCCUCCACCAAAAAGCCAUGCAGCUGGUGCAUUAAAUACUCGCUCUGCAAGCAGCCCGGUGCCAGGUUCCUCACAGUUCAUGCAUCAGAAAUCCUCACUGGAACAUAUGUCCAGUGUGCAAUAUCCUCCUAUACUAGUCACCAAUAGCCAUGGCACCUCAGUUAGCUAUACUGACCAGUAUCCCAAAUAUGAAUCAUUGGGGGACCAUGGCUAUUAUUCCUUACUCAGUGAUUUCUCCAACUUGAGCAUAAGUAGUAUCCGUAACACAGAUUAUUACGGGGCUGAUAUGGACCAGGGGAUGUAUUCUAGAAACUCAAGCCCCUGUCCUGACAGUUGCUUAAGCCAUACAAGUAAUGAUUCUUAUUCCUCUUACAAUGACUUGUAUCUGGGUGUAGCAGAUGCCAGUUCAGAAGACAAUGUGAAGAUCCACAGACUGCCAUCGCAAAAUCGUCUUCAGCCUUUUUCCCAUGGUUACCAUGAAGCCUUAAGUAGAGCUCAGAGUUAUGGAAGUGAAGAGCCUAAGCAAUCCCUUCGCAAACAGUCAGUUUCCCACUUAGGCCUCCAUGCCCAGCAUCCAGUUGUUGGAGCACGGUCCAGUUGUCCAGGAGAAUACCCUGUGCCUCAAAGCAUUCAUCCAUCAACUGCACAACCAAGCCGUGCCUUGGUCAUGACAAGAAUGGACAGUAUUUCUGACUCACGGCUUUAUGAAAGUAACCCUACGAGGCAGAGACGACCACCUCUCUGUCGAGAGCAGCAUGCUAGCUGGGAUCCAUUACCGUGUGCAUCAGACUCUUACACUUACCACUCCUAUCCACUGAGUAACAACCUCAUGCAGCCAUGUUACGAACCUGUAAUGGUAAGAAGCAUGCCUGAGAAGAUGGAGCAGCUCUGGAGGAAUCCCUGGAUUGGGAUAUGUGGGGAACCACGGGAACCUCAUAUCAUUCCAGAACAUCAGUAUCAAACAUACAAGAACCUCUGCAAUAUUUUCCCUCCAAGCAUUGUCCUUUCUGUGAUGGAAAAGAAUCCCCACAUGACAGAUGCACAACAGCUGGCAGCUAUGAUUGUUGCCAAAUUAAGAACAGGGCGUUAAAGCAUUACAGCCUCUUUUGGAUAGAUGAAACUACGCAGCAUUAGGACCUGGAGGAGAACGUAAAUGAAGAAGGAAGGGGCCAAUCUGUUGUAAAUAUUUUCUACUAAGAUAGUAUAAAAUUCUGUACACAGUAGCAAUCAUAUAUAUGCUGAGGCACUAUAUAAGAGUUUGAUUGUAUUGUAAAUUUUAAGGUUUUAAAUAUAGGGAUUUUUAAUAGUAUUUUAUAGGAAAUGCAUACCUUGCUGCAUGGAUAGCUCAUUAAGAACUACAAUGUCACGUUCAGUGUCUCAAAGCUGUUACUACAAAAUUAUUGUUAGCAAUUAUAUUGCAUGUAUUCGUGUACACUUUCAAUUUACUUAUAAAUACCUAAUCGGCCUUUAAAAGUAAGCUCUGUACACACCCAGAUGACUUCUAGGGUUUCAGCUUUGCCAUCUGACACUGCCCACUGGCAUAGGAAAUAUUGAAGGAAAAGUAAACUUGAUGGAAAUUAAAAUCCUCACUUUGUAAAAGGAAAAACUGAUUU
Molecule: messenger RNA, 4330 nt
Organism: Pezoporus occidentalis (night parrot)
Lineage: Eukaryota; Metazoa; Chordata; Aves; Psittaciformes; Psittacidae
Gene: ZC3H12B
Product: zinc finger CCCH-type containing 12B
Exons: 6
Coding region: 1294-3807 (837 amino acids)
Cellular component (GO): cytoplasmic ribonucleoprotein granule; nucleus
Molecular function (GO): mRNA binding; RNA endonuclease activity; metal ion binding
Source: RefSeq, a predicted model, not a curated record